Molecule: messenger RNA, 4929 nt
Organism: Mesorhabditis spiculigera
Lineage: Eukaryota; Metazoa; Nematoda; Chromadorea; Rhabditida; Rhabditidae
Source: the annotation of a GenBank genome assembly
AUGGAUUCGGUGCGGAAACGCCGGAAAUCUUUGGACGACCGGCAGCGGAGGCUCGAUUUUGAAGACAACUAUCAAGAAGUACCAAAGGAAAAGAAGGAGGAGAAUGGCUUCGACCACAAGCCCGUGUUGUUCUACCUAAUUUUGCUGGCAAUUCUCGCGUAUAUCUGCCAACAUUUGCAUACCUGCUUGCCCGAGCCGCUGUCGCCAAAUGAGGAUAACACCCAAUUCUCCGAAAUCCGCGCCUUCCCCAUCCUCCAGGAACUGUCCGAUUACGGCCCGAAACCGGCCGGUUCGCACGCUUGUGAGGAGUUGGCAAGGGAGAGGAUAUUGGACGAGUUACGAUUCCUCAAGAAUCACAGCAAGAACGCGCAGCUGCGCUUCGAAAUUGACACCCAGAAUCCCUCCGACUGCUUUUCGUUGCCGAAGCAUGAUACGGACGGCUUUUCGAUAUGUUACAGGAAUGUCUCCAACGUCAUCGCCCGAAUCGGGCGUAAGGUGGAACGUAGUGGAACGGAGAAAAGGUCUGAAAUCGCGAUUCUCCUCAAUUGUCACUACGACUCCUGGCCAACCUCUAGUGCCGGCUCGGACGACUUGAGCUCAUGUGCGCUGAUGCUCGAAUUGAUGAGGGUAUUUGUCGACCAUCCCGAAUACCUGAAGCACGACGUGAUCAUGUUGUUCAACGGCGCCGAGGAGAGCUCGCUGCUGGCCGCCCACGGCUUCAUCACCCAACACAGAUGGCGUCAUGAUAUUCGAGCUUUUAUCAACUUGGAGGCGAGCGGAUCUGGAGGGCGUGAAUUGUUGUUUCAAGCAGGGCCAGCCAACGAAUGGUUGCUGAACUCGUACCUCGAGGCGGCUGUUCACCCGCACUGCUCCGUGCUUGGGCAAGAGAUUUUUCAGAGCGGCGCCUACCCCGGCGAUACUGACUACCGUAUAUUCCGGGAUUACGGUAGAAUCCCGGGACUCGAUUUGGCCUUCGUCCAAAACGGUUAUUGGUGGCAUACGGAAUUCGAUGAGGCGAAAAGGAUCACUCCUGGAUCGCUGCAGAGGGCUGGCGAAAACGUGCUCUCCACGUUGAAGCAUCUCCUCGCCUCACCCUACCUCACAUCACCUGCCGAAUUUGCGGAUGAGAAAUCAGUUUUCUUCGACUUCCUCGGCCUGUUUGUCGUCGUCUACCCGCUCGACCUGGCGAACGGGCUGAACUUGGCCCUCAUCUUCCUCGUCGCCGCCCGCCUCUUCCUCAAGCUGGUCGACCAAAGACAAACCCACAGCCACGCACUAAUGGACGGAUUGGUAUGGAAUUUGCUGUAUUUCCUCUUCACCGCACUGUUCUGCUACAAGCUGGCCUACCUGAAGGCCACGCUAUUUGGGCAAAUGUUGUGGUAUUCCAAUCACCUGCUCGUCAUCCCAUUCUACGCGUUGCCCCUCAUACUCUUCAGCUUGUUGUAUGCCAUCUACCUGAGCGGCAAGUUCAACAAGCGCCAAGAGGAAUUUGCGGAGGCGUUUGAGACGAUCUCCGAUUUGUUCGUUGCCGCAAUUCUGCUUUUUUUAACCUAUAAGAAUAUCGCUUCCGGCUACCUGUUCUUCUUCCAGCUGCUCCCGAGCCUGAGCUUUUUAACGGCAACAUUUGGGCCGAACGGAAAACCCCUCUCCCGCGUCUUACUGUCCAUCCCGGCAAUCUGCCUUUCGCUAUAUACCGCGGCUCUCCUCCUCUCCAUCUUCAUCCCAAUCAUGGGCCGAACAUCCAGGGACCCGGAGCCUUUCGUACUCAUUUUCGUGUCUUUUGGUGUUCUACCAGCCGUCAGAGCUAUGUUCUCCCUGGCGCUGCGGUCAAAACCCGAAACGCUGAAGCGAGUCGCGCUCUACCUGGGGCUGCUCAUUGGCGCCUGGCUUACCGUAAUCGCCCUCUUCAACACGGGACCCUACUUGUUUGUGGACGAAUACCCGACGACGAAGAGGACACAGCUAUAUCACGUCAACCGGGAGCUGUACAACAAGUCUGGCGCCCUUUUGGAGAAUCGAUCCCUACUGUACGCAAUUUCACAUGAUGACCGCGGGGCCCUGGAUAUACCCUUUGUAAAAAGAGACGAAAGGUUCACGCCGAUUCACUGCGUCUACGCCGAGGCGCCCUACUGCGAGAUUCCGUUCUACUUCCCAACCCGAGGCAGGAUUGGGGAAAAACACAUCGCCUACAAAAAUACCGAGCCCUAUCCAAUGCCAGAAGAACGCUCACACCUCGAUGUUCUCGCGAAAAAGGCUGAGGGCAAUGCGCUACGAUAUAAGUUACGAUUCCGAGGCAGCCCGCAAAUGAGCAUCUAUGCAACGGCGGUUGAUGAGUAUACCAUCGCGAAUUGCUCGAUGAAGGGGCAUGAACCUGAUCCCGAAAUGAAAAAUGUUUUUCUCUACUAUACAUGCAGCGGUGAAGGCUGCGGGGAUUGGGAAGUUGAGUUCGAUUUACAGCGCCCAGGGACUUCAGCAGUCGCGUCUGACAAGGCAUUACUCAUCGGCGUUACUUCGCAUUAUCUACAUGGGCCCAACAUGGAAAGCGACACGCUGCGGCAAAUCCUAAAUGAGAUUAGCGAAAAACGAGUGAACGACACACGAUGGGCGAUCACGAGCAGCGCGUGGAACAAUGAUUGGGUGGCGAGGCUCGUGAAUAAAGAAGUCGCCGGCUCGCAAAUGUCGACUGGAACGACGAACGUCGGACCGCCUGGCCAAACCCUGGGCCCCAAAGAACAAGCCCUGUUCCGCAAAAUAUCGAAAUGCUACGACAACCGCCAGCACAAGCAGGGCCUGCGCCUCGUGCGCAACAUUCUCGAGCAGCAUCCGGACCAUGGAGAAACUCUUUCGAUGAAGGGCCUGCUCCUGGCCGCCAAUGGGGCCAAGUUCGACGAGGCCUUCGAAGCGGCCCGCUUGGGAUUGAAGUGCAAUGUUCAAUCGGCCCUUUGCUGGCACGCUUAUGGCAUCCUUCUCCGCACCGACCAUCAAUUCGAGCCCGCCCUCAAGGCCCUCAAAAUGGCCAUGGCUAAAGACAAGAACAAUCAAAUGCUCGCCCGGGACUACAGUCUGCUCCAAAUGCAAAUCCGCGACUUCCAUGGCUUCAAGGAAACUCGACUUCGCUUGGCACAGGAGCAUCCACAUGAAACUCACUGGUUCGGCUACGCGAUCGGCUGCCACCUAACCGAGGAUUACGAGACCGCGUUCAAGGUCAUGGAGGAGUGCGUCAAGAAUCGACUAAACAAGGAACGUUCCCCGAAGUAUAAGGUCCAAGAAGAAAACUUCAUCUCCGAGAUGAUUCUAUACCAAUGCCAAAUACUUCAGGAUGCCCAAAAUCAUCAUCAAUUAAUCGGUCAUCUCGAGGAAAACGCUGCCUUGAUCAAGGAUCCGGUCAGAUACCACGAGAUUCUAGCCGACACCAUGUUGCAAGUACGAGAUAUGGAGGGCAGCGCAAGGCACCUAAAGGCAUUGAUCGCACGGAACCCCAACAAUGGAAUGUAUUACCAGCUCCUCGAGCAGACGCAGGGCCUGACACCAGGAACUGACAAUGACAAGCUGGUCGAAUUUUAUGCGGAAUUUACCAAGCAGCAUCCGAAGGCUUUCGGGCCACGAGUUGAGCCGCUUCGUUUCCUAGAAGGCGAUGGGCUGAAGAAGCUGGUGUUUGAGAUUAUCGUCGAAAACCUGCGCAAAGGCCUGCCGUCGUUGUUCAAGUUUAUCGAGGCUUUAUACGAGAAGCCGGAGAAGGUAGCUGUACUUGAUGAGCUGUUCGAGGAGCUCCUCAGCAAGAUGGAUAGCCAGAAUGACGAUUCCUUCUGUUUUUCCGAUGAGCCGGACACUCGCGAGCUGCCCAACACUAAAUUAUGGUUCUACUUCUUGUUGGCUCAACACUAUGACAAGCGCGGGAAGCACCAGCUUGCCCUCGACUUCGUCGACCGCUGCAUCCGUCACAACCCUACCCUGAUUGAUGUCUACCUUUUGCAAGGAAAAAUUUACAAGCACAUGGGUGAUCUUGUGGGUGCCAUGCAGGCCGUCGACUUUGCCCAACAACUUGACACGGCCGACCGGAUGCUUAACAGCAAGUGUGCAAAGUAUAUGCUCCGUGCUGGCCACGCCGCCGAGGCCGAAGACCUCGUUCGUCGAUAUGCCAAGCCUGGCGAGACUAUCACCUCAUACAUGCAUGUGAUGCAAGUCGUUUGGUACGCCCUGGAAUUGGCCGCCUACCACCGGAACGCGGGAAAUUGGGGCGAGGCUUUGAAGUACUGCCACCAGGUUGAAGCGCACUUCAAUUCAUUUUCCGAGGAGCAAUACGAGUUCCACACGUUCUCCCUGCGCAAUGGCAAACUCGGCGCUUACGUCAACAUGGUGCAUAUGUUGGGAUCCCUUCGCAGGCACAAAUUCUACACUCGGGCUGCCCAGAUCGCCAUUGACAUUUACCUUCGAAUGAUCGACCAUCCGGAGGAAUUCGAGAAGAAGCCGUGCGGCGGGCAGAGCAAUGAUGAGGCUGAUAAGGAGCUCAAGAAGCAGAAACGUAAGCAGAAGAAACAAGAGGCCGCCGACAAGAGCGCUGAAGAAAACAAGAAGUCUGCACAAAGUCAAGCGAAGAAAGAGGAUAACCCAGAGCUUCGCUUUCUUCAACUGGAUGGGCAGACUUUUCUAAAUUGCGAGGACCCGCUGAAGGAGGCUACCAAGUGGGCCCUGGACAUCGGAGACCUUGGGGCUGAAGGGUCCGCCAGCUUUCUUCGUGCCUUUGAAGUCUUCAGGCGCCUGGGAAAGCCGCUUCGCAUGCUGCAAUGCCUUGAAUGUGCCAUCGGAAUGAACCCUUCAGAUCCCAAGAUCGUCGCCGCCAAAGAAGAGUUCACCAAGCACUACGAAGCCAACAAGGACAACAUGGAAGAGCAUGUGCUCGAGAUCGUCCAGGCUUAUGUGAAUAACGUG